Messenger RNA from Spizellomyces punctatus DAOM BR117, 3808 nucleotides. RefSeq names its product potassium/sodium efflux P-type ATPase, fungal-type. Gene Ontology annotation, biological process: potassium ion import across plasma membrane; intracellular potassium ion homeostasis; proton transmembrane transport. Gene Ontology annotation, molecular function: P-type sodium:potassium-exchanging transporter activity; ATP hydrolysis activity; ATP binding. Gene Ontology annotation, cellular component: membrane. The transcript is spliced from 7 exons. The coding region runs from base 103 to 3687 and encodes 1194 amino acids. Lineage: Eukaryota; Fungi; Chytridiomycota; Chytridiomycetes; Spizellomycetales; Spizellomycetaceae. The record is from RefSeq and is a predicted model, not a curated record.
UUCAUUGGGCAUUUCACAACGUUUGAAAUCGUUUCUAGGUCCUCGCAUCAUCUUCUUUGUUCCAAAAGGACCCUUUAUACAGGUUUUCCCACUCUCCGUUGAAUGGCAACUCAUUUGGAUGGCUCUGAGGCAGAACUACGCUCUGUAUCUGUCAAAUUAGACGGUCGUGCUAGUAUCGAACACCAACUUGACAUCCACGUUCUAGAUCUUGUCGAUGCCGUUGACAAUGCCGACAUCGCUCUCGACGAUGUGCUCCAAGGGCUCAAGUAUGUCAUGGAGUACCGCAUCAAGGGCGGCAAGAUGCCGCACCUCGACGGAGCCCUCAUGGAGCGUCUCUUGGAAGGACUCUUGCAAAACAUGGGCCACAAUGAGGGAAAUCUCAUUAGACGUCGUCCCACUCCAGAAGCCGAUAUAGCAUUUGUGCUGUUUGGAGAGUUCUUGGAAGAGGUUGAAGAGUUCCGUGAAGCGGUUGCCAAGAAAUCUGCUACAGAUCUUCGUCACUGCUUAAAAUUUCAUCGUCGUUGCCAACCAUUUUCCACUGCGGAAGAGCGGGAGGAUGCAGCCGGAGUUUUGGCCUUGUUGCUUCGUCACUUCCCGCAACAUGAUUGGAAGGAACUCGUCAAGGAAGAUGAACACGAUGAUGUGGAAAAGCUUAUGAAAGAGUACAAGGAGAAGUUUGAGAGGCCAGCUAUGCCUCCUGCUCAGGAUGUCUACCCUCCGCAAGCAUUAUAUUUCGAUAAGAAUACAGAAGCUUUGGCGCAAAUGUUCGGGUCGGACCUGAAUAAUGGAUUGCCCUCCUCGCGCAUUCCUCAAUUGGUUGACCACUACGGACCAAAUCAGCUUCCUUCCCCACCAAAGGAGUCAGCUCUCUACAUGUUAUGGACUCAAUUCACAGAUUUCAUGGUGCUGAUUCUUAUAGCUGCGGCAGUCGCUCAGUUCGCCACUCAGGAUUAUAAGGCUGGAAUUGUCCUACUGGUUGUCGUUUUCAUGAACGUGACAAUUGGAUUUACACAAGAGUACAAGGCCAACAAGGCUCUUGAGGCCCUGCUGUCCCUAAGCGUUCCCAAAGCGACUGUCGUUCGCGAUGGUAAACAAGAAGUUGUCGACUCCGUUGUCUUGGUUCCGGGCGACAUUGUCGUUUUGGAGGAAGGAGAUGCAGUCCCGGCUGAUCUUCGUCUCUGCGAGGUGGCACAGCUGGAAAUUGUGGAAGUUAUCCUCACCGGUGAGGCACUCGCCAUCCCUAAGGGAGUACGCACCAUCCGCAAACGGACCCGUAGGUUACCCCUUGGAGAGUGUAAGGGCAACGCUUUCAUGACGACUGUCGUUGGUCGCGGUCGUGGGAAAGGUAUUGUCGUGCGUACCGGUAACAACACUGAAAUUGGAAAGAUUAGUACGGCAAUCACCGCGGCGCCCAAGCGGAAAACAUCUCUGCAAAUCAAGCUCGCAAGGCUCGGAAAAUGGCUUGUCGGUCUAUCCAUCUUUCUCUGUGCGUUGAUCAUCGUCAUUGGCAUUGCGUAUAAGCGGGACGCGGUGGAGAUGGUCAAGAUUGGUGUCAGUUUGGCCGUAUCUGUCAUCCCUGAAGGUUUGGUAGCUGUUGUCACGGUCACCAUGGCGCUGGGUGUCGUGCGAAUGGCCAGACGUCACGCCAUUGUUCGAAAGCUACCGUCAGUUGAAACUCUUGGAUCGGUGAAUGUCAUUUGUUCCGACAAAACAGGAACCCUUACCGAAGGGAAAAUGGGUACGGCCGAGCUAUGGACCAGUGACAAUGCCUUGUUUACGUUUACACAAUCAACGAACAUGGAUCCAAAUGCGGGUAACGCCCGCAAAUGUGGCUACCUCCCUCUGGCGGAUGCUUUGGUAAACCCCGUUCAGCAUACGAAGCUGGAUUCGGAGAGCCGAGCUAAUGCCACGGAUGUUCCCAAAACAUUGGGAGGCAUGCCAACGCAUUUACUUGCGGGUACUAUGGCUGCAAGUCUCUGUAACAAUUCCAACAUUGUGUGGGAUGAGGAAACUAGUGCAUGGAAGCCAAUCGGAGACCCGACUGAGGUGGCGAUGAUAAUUGCGGCACAGAAGGUCGGGUUUCCCAGAGAAUGGUUCCAUGAUAACGGACUUAAGAAGAUCGGAGAGUAUGCUUUUGACAGUGACCGUAAACUGAUGAGCGUCAUCUAUCAGCAGGCGGAUGGAGAAGACAUGGCGAAUAGGUUUACCGCGGGUACUACGUUUGUUUUUACUAAAGGUGCCCCAGAAGGUGUACUGCAGAAGAGUACCCAUUACCUACCCCCUGCAAGCGACACGAGCGACUUUUUUAAGUUCCUUCAGAACGUGACUCCCGAACCUGUCAGCGAUCAGUUUGUCGAAUUAGUUUCUCAGAAAGCGUCCACUAUGGCGUCCAGUGGUCUUCGUGUGUUAGCUCUUGCAAUGCGUCACGUCACUGCGCAGGAAGCCGAGGAAAUCAUCAACGCGAAGAAGGAGAGUGCUGCAGAACAGAAGCUUACAUUCAUUGGUCUUAUUGGUUUGAUCGAUCCCGCCAAGGAAGGCGUCAAGCAGAGCGUAGCUACAUGUAAACGGGCGGGUAUUAAAGUCGUUAUGAUCACCGGUGACCACGUCGCCACCGCUUCGGCCAUCGCCAAACAACUUGGUAUUAUGGACCCCAACAGAACUAGCGAAAGCCGUGCCAUGAAAGGUUACGAAAUCGAUCUUCUUUCAGAGGAACAGCUUGCCGCUCUUCGUCCAUUCCCUGUGGUAUUCGCCCGUGUGAGUCCAGACAACAAGCUCAAGAUUGUCAAAGCCCUGCAAAGCAGAGGGUACUCUGUCGCCAUGACUGGUGAUGGUGUGAACGAUGCCCCGGCUAUCAAACAAGCCGACGUCGGUGUUGCUAUGGGUAUUAGCGGAACAGAAAUUACCAAGCAGGCUGCGGACAUUGUUCUGGCAGAUGAUAAUUUCUCGACGAUUGUGGAGGCCGUACGUGAAGGUCGUGGAGUCUUUGAUAAUAUUCAAAAGUUUGUGGUGUACCUACUUUCUUGUAACUCGGCCGAAAUCUUCUUGUUCUUGAUAACGACGAUUUGUAAUAUUCCUGCCCCCUUCACCACCAUUAUGAUUCUCUGGGCCAAUAUCAUUGCCGAUGUGCCCCCCGCGAUGUCCCUUGGAGUUGAACCUCAUGAGGUCGACAUCAUGGACCGCAAACCUCGUCCACUCAACGAAGGCGUCUUAACUCUCCCUACUUCUCUCCUCGUUCUCGCCCAAGGUCUGAUGCUCAGUAGCAUCACCUUUGGAGUCUACAUGAUUGCUCGUAAUCACGGCAUCAAUGGCCCAACAACCUUACAAUACCAACAAUCUCUUGCAUUCAUGACGCUCACCAUCAUGCAAUUGACACAAUCCUUCUUUUCGCGGAGUAUUUCUCAUUCCAUCUUCCGCACGGGUAUAUUGGGUAAUAAAUGGUUAGUCGGGGCUUACAUCCUCAGUUUGGGAUGCGUAAUUCUCGGUACAUACGUUCCUGGCUUCAACGACUGGCUCGGUCUAGAGGAUAUUGGCGGAAUUGGGUGGGGGAUCAUUGUGGCGUGCUUGGUCAUCCAGUUCGUGUUGGUGGAGUUGGUUAAACUCGGAUAUAGAAGUUAUCGCCGACAUGCCUUAUUGAGAGGGCGUGGGUCGGAUGAAUACACGGAGAUGCACGAAGAGGUUAGGGUGUAGAAAAAGGGGACGGUAAAUAGUAAUGUUUAGGACAAUUGAUACAAUUAUCAUGAUAUGGCGCAAGGUUUAUUGAUAAUGAGAAUGAUAAAAUGUUUCGAUUUGUAAGUUUGUACAUACAGUC